AUGACGGCCUGCUUCUUGCUCACCCUUUCCUUCUUCUUCUUCCUCCUCAACGCUAUCAUCGUCACAACAGCUGCUGAGAUCUUCACCGUCGGAGACGAGAACGGAUGGACGAUGCAGGUCAACUACGGCGCCUGGACCGACAAGCACAACUUCACCGUCGGCGACAUUCUCGAGUUCAAGUACACAAGAACAGAGCACAAUGUGUACGAGGUCACGAAGGAAGUGUACCAAUCGUGCAACGCGAGCGACGGCGUGCUGGCCAAGUACCAGACCGGAAACGAGCAAAUUGAGCUCAAGGAAGCGAAGAAGCACUGGUUUAUCUGCGAAAUUGAUGGGCAUUGCCUUGGUGGGAUGAGAUUGGCGGUUGAUGUGGCAGAGCGACAACCGUCAACUGCCGGCACCGGCAGUAGCGGCGGCGCCGCCGGUGAGCCAGUAGCUGUAUCAGGCGGCGGCGGAGGAAACAGUGGUGAUAGUUCCUGUGGCUGGAGCAAUCGUAGCUAUGCAUUUGGAAGAUGUUGUAGCUUGUUUGUGUACUUGGUUCUUGUUUCUGCUUGCAUUUGGAAGUGA
Molecule: messenger RNA, 567 nt
Organism: Linum tenue
Lineage: Eukaryota; Viridiplantae; Streptophyta; Magnoliopsida; Malpighiales; Linaceae
Source: the annotation of a GenBank genome assembly